Molecule: messenger RNA, 2422 nt
Organism: Rana temporaria (common frog)
Lineage: Eukaryota; Metazoa; Chordata; Amphibia; Anura; Ranidae
Gene: ABHD15
Product: abhydrolase domain containing 15
Exons: 2
Coding region: 489-1862 (457 amino acids)
Molecular function (GO): short-chain carboxylesterase activity; monoacylglycerol lipase activity
Source: RefSeq, a predicted model, not a curated record
CAGACAAAACUCACAUGCUGUUUAAACAGAUCCAAAUAAAAACUCUGCUGUUAAACAUAUUUGAACACUGUACAGCGGAAACCAAAGCCCUCAUUAAAAUGUGAUCAGAUCUUCCACACUUGUCUCUAGAGAUUUUAAACAUGCUUCUGUGAUCCCAAAGAGAAGCAAAUGAAGCACAGCUUACUGGACAGUAAUGAUUUUUCUUCAUUAAUAGGAAAUCGUACCUUUCCCAAUAGGUCAGAGCUCAGCAGAGCACUGGCACAGAGGAUAUAGCCGCAGGCUCUUUUUAAACAUAAACAUGAAUCACUGUUCAAACAUUCUGGCACAUAAUCAGUUCAACCUCUUCUAAAUCCCAACACCAAUUGUGAGCAAAACACUUAAAUAAAUAAAGCACUUGCUAAGUAAGGGAGAUGGAAAAAUGUUUGUGUUGAUGAAAGGUUCAAGGACAACAUAUCAGAAACGAUUACACAUCUCUGAAGCCACAGAAAAUGACUGCGGUAUCAGCUUUGUGGCGUGCUUUUUCUUCUCUCCUAGGUUCUCUGCUUAGCAUUUUUAGCAAAGUUCUAUUAAGAUAUAAAAAGAAAAAAGCCGACGGUGAAAGAGAGGACUACCAUGGAGUUGUAUUUGGGAGUUUCCAGGAUUACCUUCCUAUAGGGUAUGAACUGAUAUGCAAAUCAUCGGCUCUUGCCAAUUGGUUUCUUAAAGAUAUCCAGCGUUUGCCACAACAAGAACCAAUUCGCUGGUGGUGGAAGAGAUGUCCACAUCUUCAGACUCUUGUACAACACUUACUACCAGCCUACAUCCCUCUGGAGUUAUGCAGAGACCACUUACAGCUUGCAGAUGGUGGACUUGUUGCUUUAGAUUGGGUAGUGGGCCCAAGACAAAUCUCAAGGAUGAGAAGAGGCACAAAUGCUACAGGCAACCCACCACUGCUCCUGGUCAUUCCAAACCCCUUUGGAAAAUUAACAAGGAACAUUCAGAACCUUUGUUUUCAGGCUCUAGAAAAAGGGUACUACCCUGUUAUAUUUAACAGACGGGGCCAAAACGAAUGCCCGUUAACAACCCUCAAGCUACAAGAUUUUGGUGAACCGGGAGAUCUGAAAGAAGCAGUUACUUAUAUUCGUUUUAGGCAUCCAAGUUCCACCAUCUUUGCAGUAAGUGAAGGCUUGGGGUCUGGACUUCUGCUGGCCUAUUUAGGAGAAUGCGGCUCAUCUAGUUAUUUGACAGCUGUAGCCUGCAUUUCUCCAGUGUUUCGUUGCCAAGAAUGGUUCGAGAACAAGCUCCCAUGGCUGUAUGAAUGGGCUCUGCUUCUUUAUCAGAAAACUAUUCUCAGAAGAUACUUCACGGUUUUAGGAGAAAUUCUACCAACUGGGAAAUUAUUUGACAGUCAGUCCCUCCAGGAACUACAUGAGAUUCUGCACUGUCAACGCAAGACUAAGAAGUUAAGCUGGGACGAUUACUGGGAAGAAAAUGAUCCGCUCCGUGACGUGGAUGAAGUUGCUGUCCCUGUCCUGUCUAUCUGUAGCAUUGACGAUCCUAUUCGAGGCCCACCAGAGUCUACUCUCCCCAUUGAACUUUUCAGGACAAAUCCUUAUUUUCUGCUGCUGCUGACACAUUAUGGAGGCCACUGUGGCUUUCUUACAGAUGCACCUGUAGCAUGGAGUCAUGAAGUUACAUUAGAUUACUUUAGGUCAGUGACAGAAUUUUUUAGAACUGAAGAAAAAACAAAAUGGUUGGCCAACCGGAGGAACUCCAAUAUGAUGAGCAGGCGAAGAAGACCAACCUUGCAAAGACGGGAGCUCUCUGCUUAUAGGGACCUGGAAGAAAAGAUUUUUAGCUGGAAAAGAUCAUACACCAGGUAACCCUCUCUGAAAUGGGCCAAAUAAGUUUCAUAAAAAAAUAAAAUUCACAUAACACAUGAAGAAACUGUUUUGCGCAAACAAUUGUUCUCUAAACUGUUCAAAACCGCUCCAAAUCUGCAAAAAAAUAUAUUACUUAUAUUUUUUAAUGUAUAUAAACAUGAUGGUAGCUUUAUAUGGGACAAAUGUCACAGGGGAGUUUUAUUGCAACGUGAGCAACUGUAGGCAAAGAACUUUUGGUCCCCUCGUACAUGUGCUGCGAGAAAAUUCCAAAAAAAGAAAAAAAUUUUUUUUUAAAUGUCCCAAAAUAGUACAUAGGAGAAUUCGGCUGUAACUUAAUUUUUAAAUUAUAAAUACAUUUUUUUUUUUUCUUGAUAAAUAAAAAUUCUUUCACCCCCCUCUUAAAAUUCCCUUGUAUAUAAUAGGAUGACUACUGCUGUUUGACAAACUUUACAAACUGGCUCUCAUAUAUUCUCAGUACAGGUUUUCCAAUCAGCCGUCACUGUAAGGAAAGUGAUUAAACAAAAACCUGUUAGGAUAGGAUUAUGGAUGCUUUGAUUACC